This is a messenger RNA of Vairimorpha ceranae, 441 nucleotides long. RefSeq lists its product as hypothetical. NCBI's taxonomy places the organism in Eukaryota, Fungi, Microsporidia, Nosematidae. The transcript has a single exon. Bases 1 to 441 code for a protein of 146 amino acids. The record is from RefSeq and is a predicted model, not a curated record.
AUGAAUUCUCAAUUUUAUCAAAAAAUAUUCUUGCUUUAUUUUUCUUUAACAAAUGCAAUUUCAAUUAAUAAUACUGACGUGGAAAAUGAUUAUGAGCUAAAUACGUUAGAAAAUACAAACUACAAAACAAAAGCAUUAACUUCAGAUGGUAUACAAACUGAAUCGAUAAUUUCAAAUGAUUCUGUUGAUAGUUUUGACCAAAUACAACGUCCCAGCUUUUUGUUUUGGCACAAAUUGCUCUUGAUCUGUCUUAAAUAUUUUUUUAUUCCACUUAGUAAGUCUCUCAUGGCAUUCUCACUUUUGGGUUUGAUAGUAAGUAUAUUGGUAUCGAUACAACAAUCAAUUUUCUAUUUAAUAUUAAUGUCCGUUUUUAGUCUUCUUCAUUUAUAUUUGUCCGUAAAAUGUUCGGAAUUGGAACGAUUUAUAUAUCCUACAAGUUAA